This is a messenger RNA of Prunus persica (peach), 1792 nucleotides long. RefSeq lists its product as uncharacterized. The record is from RefSeq and is a predicted model, not a curated record. Lineage: Eukaryota; Viridiplantae; Streptophyta; Magnoliopsida; Rosales; Rosaceae. The transcript has 6 exons. Bases 130 to 1446 code for a protein of 438 amino acids. Gene Ontology annotation, cellular component: chloroplast thylakoid membrane; chloroplast envelope.
AGUUUAAGGGAAAUUUGGUGAAAAACCCUCCUGCUCUUUAUAGUUGGCUUGAAAAACCCUUUACAGUACGUUGCCAUUUCUUUUUCCUCCAUCUCUUCCGGGCAAGCAAAUAAUUUUGGCGCAAACUCUAUGGAGGUUUCUACUGCCACUCUCCAACCCUCUUGUUCUUUCCCACUAAGAGCCCCUAAAACCGCUACCAGAGACCGCGCUUCUUCUCUCUCUUUCGUCAGAAUCUCGUCUAGAAGUAUUUCCCUAUCUUCCAAAAUCACCAAUGGUUGUCUCUUACCAGUUAAACAACCAGUCAGACCUGUUGCUGCUGCUACUGUUGGUGAUACAACUGCAGUUCCAAAUGAUUGUUCUAGUGCAGAAGAAUUGUCCAUUUCUGAUUCUUCUAACGCCACAUUGGUUGAAGAUGAAUCCAGAGGAAGUGGUGAAAAGGGGGAAGAGAAAGGUGGUGUGGGGGGCUUGGAUGACCACAAAAUGACCCAAGUAUGUGACAAGCUUAUUGAGGUUUUCUUGGUUGACAAGCCCACUCCAACUGACUGGAGAAGAUUAUUAGCUUUCAGUAAGGAAUGGGAUGAUAUCCGGCCUCAUUUCUAUAAGCGCUGUCAGGACCGGGCAGAUGCUGAGGAUGAUCCUGGAAUGAAGCAUAAACUACUACGGCUUGGGCGGAAAUUGAAAGAGAUUGAUGAAGAUGUGCAAAGACACAAUGAACUUCUUAAAGUCGUUAGAGGGGCUCCAUCAGAAAUUAGUGAAAUAGUUUCCAGACGUCGCAAAGAUUUUACACAAGAAUUUUUUGUGCAUGUUCACACUGUUGCUGAAUCCUAUUACGACAAUCCAACAGAGCAAAAUGGUUUGGCAAGUAUUGGAAAUACGUGCUUGGCUGCUGUACAAGCAUAUGAUUCUGCAACUGAAAGCAUUGAAGCACUGAAUGCUGCAGAGUUGAAAUUUCAAGAUAUUAUCAACUCUCCUUCUGUUGAUGCUGCUUGUAGGAAGAUAGAUCACUUGGCUGAGAAAAGUCAACUCGACUCAACAUUGGUGAUGAUGAUUACAAAAGCUUGGUCAGCUGCCAAGGAGUCGAGCAUGACAAAAGAUGAGGUGAAAGAUGUAUUAUAUCAUUUGUAUGUGACUGCAAGAGGUAAUCUCCAGAAGCUCAUGCCAAAAGAAAUUCGGAUAAUUAAGUAUCUUCUCACCAUUGAGGAUCCUGAGGAGCGUCUGUCUGCAUUACAUGAUGCAUUUACCCCAGGAGAGGAACUUGAAGGGAAAGAUGUAGAUAACCUAUUCACGACUCCAGAGAAGCUCCACACCUGGAUAAAGGCUGUUGUGGAUGCUUACCAUUUCAGCCAGGAAGGCACUCUAAUUAGGGAAGCAAGAGACCUCAUGAAUCCAAAGAUCAUUCAAAAACUGGAGGAGCUGAAGAAGUUAGUCAAAAACAAAUUCUUGUGACCAAUAACGCAUACAUCAUGAAUAGUACUUGUCCGCAUGUCAAAGAUCACUGGAAUUCAUCUCCAGGACCGUCUAUUUAUCUCAGCUAAACUUUGGAAAUACAAGAGAACCCUAGCCAUGACUCCGGAUUUUCUGAAGUUCCUAGUGGCAUGCACUCUGAAGCUUGAAGCUUCAAACAUCAAAAUGACUUGUCAGCCUUAUAGGUUAAAAUGCUGUAGUUUGUUGGGUUUUUGUAGUCUGAUGUACACCGAGCCCCGUGGUCAUUAUAAACUACAGCUUUGUAAAAUUACUGGCUCUAAGCUUGAAAAUAAAAUCAAUCUCAUCCUCUGCACCAAUUUUCAGUGAA